Messenger RNA from Scophthalmus maximus (turbot), 2298 nucleotides. It is a transcript of the gene neu4, whose product is annotated as sialidase 4. The transcript has 3 exons. Gene Ontology annotation, cellular component: cytoplasm; membrane; lysosome. The record is from RefSeq and is a predicted model, not a curated record. The coding region runs from base 636 to 2108 and encodes 490 amino acids. Lineage: Eukaryota; Metazoa; Chordata; Actinopteri; Pleuronectiformes; Scophthalmidae. Gene Ontology annotation, biological process: ganglioside catabolic process; oligosaccharide catabolic process. Gene Ontology annotation, molecular function: exo-alpha-sialidase activity.
UUAAAACAAUACUGAGCAAUAGCAUGCACAUAUAACCCAGUAUACAUCUAAGCAGGUUGUAUGUAUCAUACAAAUACAUUAUUACAUGGAUUUACAUUUCAUAAAUAGCACACUUAUUUCCCAUCAUCUGCACUGUGUUUGUAUAGUGAAGUCCACUGAAAAUGAAUAAAACUCCCAUUAUAGAAGUCAUCAGGUGAACCCAUACAAACAUUGAAAUUGGGUUUUGUUGCUGUAACAAUUUCUAAAGAGGCGUUUUCCUAACAUGAUUCUAAUGUAAGUGGCCACACUCCUCUUUCUGUCGAAAAAACGUCUUCAAAACUUUAUUUGCAGAUGUGUGUUGAAUUAAUCAAGUGGCUGUCUUCCAUAGUUACGGUAUUUUUAGUAGGAAAUGUCCUCUCUUGUGUAUUCCUCAGAUAGUGUUGCCGUCUGACCUGUAUUGACAAUGGAAACAUGUUAGGAAGGGAUCCAUCCCUUAAUGGUCCCAGAAAGAACACAAGGAAUUAUUAGGGCAAACCAAAUCUGUUUGAGUGUACAUAUAUGAACCCAGGGUUCUUCCCAAAAACUGCUUCUGAUUAGGAUUCUUCUCUACAGAGGAUUUGGAGAUAUACCAGGAAAUAUUUCACACACCAGAGAGCAUGCGGUCGCCCUACUUCCCGGCGAGGACGGUGCUUUUCCACAAGGAGCCAAAUGGUGUGACGUACCGAGUCCCUGCACUGCUCUACCUGUCCCACUCCAGGUCCUUCCUGGCCUUCUGUGAGGAGAGACUCAGCCCGUCUGACUCUCAGGCUCACCUGCUGGUCAUGAGGAAAGGCACUUUCUACAGAAACUAUGUGGAGUGGGAGGACAUGCGCGUCCUGGGCACUGCUUUCCUCACAGGUCACCGGUCCAUGAACCCGUGCCCGGUGUACGAUGAGUUCACAGGCACUCUCUUCUUGUUUUUCAUCGCUGUUCUGGGCCACACCUCCGAGUCCUAUCAGCUGGUGACUGGAAAGAAUGUGACCCGACUCUGCUACAUCUGCAGCACUGACGACGGAGACACCUGGACUGCUGUCACCGACCUGACCAAGAGAGUCAUAGGAGACACUAUUAAAGAAUGGGCCACAUUCGCUCUGGGCCCAGGCCACGGGAUCCAGUUGAAGUCAGGUCGCCUGCUCAUUCCUGCCUACGCUUACCACAUCGAGUGCAAAGAGUGCUUCGGACAGCUCUGCCAGAACACUCCCCACGCGUUCUGCUUCCACAGUGACACCCAUGGGAGAACCUGGCGAUUUGGGGAGGCGGUGCCCGGCCCAGAUAGCGUGGAGUGUCAGAUGGUGUCAGUGGAUGAAGAGGACGGGACCAAUGUGUUGUACUGUAAUGCUCGCAGCCCUCUGGGCUACAGGGUGCAGGCCCUCAGUCUGGAUGAUGGAGCGGUGUUUCAGGAGGGGCAGCUGGUGCGGCGGCUGGUGGAACCUCGAAAUGGUUGUCAUGGUAGUAUUGUUGGAUUUCCUGCCCCAUUACAUCUACGUCAAAGUCUUAACCGUCACUCACACCAGUCUGAGCACCGCUCCAGACACUGGACAUCCUGCAUGACCUACUCCAAUCCCAUCACCUCUGCUUCCACUAGCCCUUUGUCACCCACUCACAGUGCUCCUCCAGAUUUCCUCACCCCCACCUGGGUGGUAUACUCCCACCCAACCUGGACCACGGCACGCAGGGAUCUGGGCGUGUUCCUCAGCCUAUUUCCCCGUGAUCCAGACAGCUGGCGCGGCCCCUGGGUGAUCUACGAGGGCCCCAGUGCGUACUCUGACCUGGCUUAUCUGGAGCUGCCUCCCUCACCUGGGGCGCCACCUGCUGUGGCCUUCGCCUGCUUGUUUGAGUGUGGAGCCAAAACAGCCUACGAUGAAAUCUGCUUCGGCAUCUUCACCCUCUACGAGCUUAUUGAUAAUCUGCCUCGAGACAUGCAGCGGGUAAACGUCAAUGGUGAAUAUGAAAGACCACAGAAUCAGCUCUCAGAGGUCGGUCGGAGUCGUAGGCACGAUGCUCAGUGUGCACCCGGUCUCCAACCGGUGCCUCAUGUGAAGAAGACGAGGAAGAAGGGCAAGUUGACUGAGAUGUGCUGUGCGUCUUAAAAGCUUGUAGCAGUUAGUUUCUAACAAUAACUCCUUUCUACGGUAUACUCAGUAUGUCCAUCAUGUAUGAUAGAACACUGAACACACUAUUUACUAUAAGAUAUAAUGGAUCUUCUGUUGUGUUCUUCAGUUUGUCUUUUUGUUUUGAUGCUGAUCAUUUGUCAGUUGUGAUUUUGUAGAACGUUGUUUA